GGACUGACGUCACCAGCACGUAAAGGCUCUGCCUCGACGCCUGAACGGUCUUUUCUUCUACAGUCCUGUUAGGGUGCCAGGCCUGCCGUCUGCCGCGGAUACUACCAACACACAAAGAGCAAAAUGAUCAUCUACAAGUGCAUCCUCACCGGUGACGAGAUGUUCUCCGACGUGUACAAAGUCGUCGAAUCAGAAAAUGGGAUCAUCUAUGAAGUCGAAGGAAAGAUGACAUCCCGGAAAUCAGACGAUAUUGAUGAGUCAGUGUUUGGGGGCAACGCCUCUGCUGAGGAGGCGGUAGAGUCUGUUGAAAGCACCACAGUCAGUGGAGUGGACAUCAUCCUUAACCACAAGCUUCAGCAGACCGGAUUCACCAAGGAAUCGUACAAAACCUACAUCAAAGACUAUAUGAAGGCAGUCAAGGAGAAGCUGAGCGAGAAAAACCCAGAUAGAGUGAAGCCCUUCAUGGCAGGAGCCCCAAUGGAGGUUAAGAAGAUCCUGUCGAACUUUAAGGAAUAUGAGUUUUUCAUCGGGGAGUCAAUGAAUCCAGAUGGCAUGGUGGGCCUGCUGGGCUUCCGUGAGGACGGCCUGACACCAUACAUGGUCUUCUUUAAAGAUGGCCUGGAGAUUGAGAAAUGCUAACAACCUGGAACCACAUCUGCUUUUCAACUGGCUACUGCUUCUAAACGGACCCAAAGCACAGACUGAAACAGAAACACUCUUCUGCAUCAUGCCUGAUUGGAAGUGUACUUCAACAAUCCAUUAUUGACAUGGGCUUCAGCAUCAGUUGGAAGCUGCCUCAAAGUGUUGAGUGAAUAUGGUGGAUCACAGAACGCAGUUUUUAAAUGAGCAUUUUUUUCUCAUUUGUUUUACAUCGUUUUAUUUUCUCCCAAGUUUGGCCCUGUUGCAGUGAUUAUUGCACUAGAACAAAUCAAAAUGAAGUGAAAGACCACUCUUAAUUCCUUGCAGAAUGAGGCUUCACAUUUCUGUCAUCAAUUCUCCAGGAAGAUCAGGACACUGUCACAUCUGCUUUUGUUUGGUUUAUGGUUGCAUCAAAUACAGUUAACAUCUACCUUGAAAAGACGGUAUAGGAGUCUGGUUUAAAUUGUGAAAAUAAAACUUGGUAAUGACAGCUCCA
Myripristis murdjan (pinecone soldierfish) is the source of this 1135-nucleotide messenger RNA. RefSeq names its product tumor protein, translationally-controlled 1 (gene tpt1). Gene Ontology annotation, molecular function: calcium ion binding. Bases 124 to 639 code for a protein of 171 amino acids. The record is from RefSeq and is a predicted model, not a curated record. Lineage: Eukaryota; Metazoa; Chordata; Actinopteri; Holocentriformes; Holocentridae. Gene Ontology annotation, cellular component: cytoplasm. The transcript has 6 exons.